CAAGGUCGGGAGCCGGACCCGCGCUACGUGGGUCGAUCUGCGCUCGAUUAGGACUCCCUGCGCGCGCACUGAGGAGCGCAACGCGCAGCCGCCCGUACGGCUCGUUAAAGCAGUGCUCGCGGCGCCUCGAGCCCUAAACCCAGUUUGCUCAGCGGAUCGAGUGGAGAGGUUUCGAGAAGUAGGGGUGCCGACCGUGAGAGACCCGAGCCGAGACGGGGCGAGGGAGCGGCCGGCGACGGCGAAAGACUGAGCUCGACCCCAGCGACCGAAGGCUUGGGGCAGAAGAGGAAGGAAAGAGCGGAGCGAGAAGCUAGUCGCGACUGCAAACGGAAAAAGUGCCUUCCCAGUAGCGGACCGGCUCGCUGGCUGGCUGGCUGGCUAACCGAGCGACGUCCAGGCAGCAUGGCCGCCGAGGGUCUCUACGAGGUGGAGAGGAUCAUUGGGAAGAGGAGGAACAAGAAGGGCAAGACGGAGUACCUGGUGCGUUGGAGGGGUUAUGACUUCGAGGAUGACACCUGGGAGCCGGAGACGCACCUGGCCAACUGUGUAGAGUUCAUCCACGAGUUCAACGGGCGGAGGGGCGAGUGCCAGCGUGAGGGGGGUCCCCCCCGGUCCACCCGCAGCACCACCAGCCCGGUGCAUGACCCCGGCAGCAGCGCCCGCAAGCAGAUCCACAGGCCACCGAGUCACACCGGGGGCCCAGCCACAGAGAAGCCUGUUGACCCUGCCUCUGCCAGCGCUGAGGGCGUGGACUCUGAAACGAACGGCCAACCUUUACCCACUGGCCAGAAGUAUAAACGCUCUAGUCCCCCAACAGGUGGUGCUGCUGGGCCAGCUGCUGCUCACACCCUAGGCCCAGCCCGCAGGAGCGUGGACCUGACCAAGUCUGGUAUCAAGAUACUGGUGCCAAAGAGCCCCAUGGAGAGCCGAGUUGAGCUGGAAGAGUCUCCCAGUGAGGCAGCCCACAGCCUGGGGCAAGCAGGCCAGGAGCCUGGCUUCGUUCCCCAGGAGGUGACCAUCCUGGAGAAACCCUUGGGGGCCCCGCUAGCACCGGGCGAGGAGAGGGCACGGAUGGGCACACGCACGCGGACACAUGCCAUCCUGCCCCUCCCGCAGGUCCCCAUCACGCCCGCUGCCGUCCUGGCGCUCAGUGGAAAAGGUACGUCCCCCGUCAUGGAAGCGGUGGUCGCCAAUGGGACGUCGAGUCCACAGAGUCCUGCUGCCAGUGCCUCGGGCCCGCCAGUGGCGAAGCGACGCUUUGAGGAAUGCGCUGCAUUCGACAAGCGGCUGCGCAUCAGCGUGCGGCAGACCAAGAGUGCCUAUCGGUACCGCGACAUUGUGGUGCGCAAGCAAGACGGCUUCACACACAUCCUGCUCUCUACCAAGUCUUCGGAAAACAACUCGCUCAACCCCGAUGUGAUGAAGGAAGUGCAGAAUGCCAUGACGACGGCGGCAGCGGACGACAGCAAGUUGGUCCUGCUGGGCGCUGUGGGUAGUGUCUUCUGCUGUGGUCUGGACUUCAUCUCCUUCAUCCGCCGGCUGACAGAUGACAGGAAGAAGGAGAGCGUCAAAAUGGCUGACUCCAUCAGGACCUUCGUGAACACCUUCAUCCAGUUCAAGAAGCCCAUUGUGGUGGCGGUGAACGGCCCUGCCGUGGGCCUGGGCGCCGCCAUUCUGCCACUGUGCGACGUCAUCUGGGCCAACGAGAAGGCCUGGUUCCAGACACCAUACGCAGCCUUCGGCCAGACGCCUGAUGCCUGUUCCUCCUUCACCUUCCCCCGCGUCAUGGGGGUGGCAUCUGCAAACGAGAUGCUGCUGAGUGGCCGCAAGCUGACAGCCCAGGAGGCCUGCGCCAAGGGCCUGGUCUCCCAGGUCUUCUGGCCUGGUACCUUCGCUCAGGAGGUGAUGGUGCGCGUUAGGGAGCUAGUCUCUUGUCAUUCGGUCGUGUUGCGGGAGUCCAAAGCCUUGCUGCGUGGCACCAGCAGGGCGGCGCUAGAGCAAGCCAACGAGCGGGAGUGUGAGGCACUGAAGCGGGUGUGGGGCUCGCCCCAGGGCAUGGACUCCAUCCUGAACUACCUGCAGAAGAAGAUCGAUGGAUUCUGAGAGCCGACCAUUGCUUCCCCUCCCCACUUCUGACGAGGGGAGCGACGUCGCUUCCAGGUGGUGACCCGUGCGUCUGAAAGCCUGUCUGACCAGAGUUGACUGGGGGAAAAAUGUUUGCCUUAGGGAGUCUCGCCAGAGACUUGGACAGCAUGUGAUGCUCACCUUUGCUCCUCUCGGCAGUCUUUGCGAAGAUGUGCUACGUUGGAGCUGUUUGUUCCCCAUUGCCUGCUUGGUUGUGACUAGGAAGGGAACUAAACUUUUUACGUCUUUCAUGAUGCAGCAGCCUUUAUUUGACAACUCUAACAUGCAUAAAUAUUCAUCCUAAAGUUAGAUGGCAGAACUUGUCAUGGAAAACCGCCAUUUGAAAUUGUGUUUUAAAUUUAUUAUUAUUAUUAUUGUUGUUGUUUUUUUAAAGUCUUGCGGAUACAUUACUUCAGCAAUGACAAGACUAGCAGGAUCAUAGAUUGUACCUAAGGGUAGCUUAGGUUAACUUUAAAAUAUAUGGCUAUGUAUAUAGCAUUAAGAAUAUAUACCUAUAUAUUUAUGUCUUAUGUCUGUAUCACCAUUGCUGGGUGAAAGUGAAUUUGCAGAAAACAUGUAUGCUUCAGGUCUCUUUCAUUGCCUACUUCAGGUAAUUGUUACACCAAAUGUUUUCUAUUGUUGCUUCUGUUUGGUCAAUUUCAAAUAGAUGCAUUAAGGGAAAAUUCAAGCGGAACUCGCUGUCUGAAAGAUUUUGUGUGGUUUACCAUCUCUUUACCUGUUAACUGCAGCUAUAUUUUGUCAAACGACAAUUUUCAGAGUAAUACAUUGAUUGUAAUCAGGGGUAUUAUCCUACUUCUUGUUGUUUGAGGAAAUCCAAAUCAAUGUUCAGCAAAGCUUUCUGUGGUUUGUAAGGCCUAUCUGCUAUAUAUCAGGCCAUUAAGAAUUGAGUCAUAUGCCCAAAAUGCCAUCUUAGUGUGACUUUUUUUUUUUUUUUUGAUAUUCCUCACUAGUUAAGCACCUCAUCAGAUUGUAUAGUCCUUUUUCUGGGCUUUCAGAAUUAAGAGAACUAAAGGACAGAAAGGUAGGAAGCAAACGUGGUGGCUGAACAUGUUUGGCAUCACUUGUGGCUAGAACCAAACUAUUAUAAAUGGCGAUGUUUGAGCUUUUGAACUUUUGAUAUAUCCAGCCAGAUGCCAAAAUGUAGACAUGUGAACGCAGACUAAUCUUACAAUGAGUUUUGCCUGCAGUUGAUCUCAUUUGAUUUGGUGUAUUACCUCAGCAAAGUGAGGAAAAAUACACUAAGUUAUUUUUCGCGCAUUAUAGUGAUUUUAAAAUGGAAGUCUUUUGGUUUAAGACAUUUAUUCAAUAGUUUGACUGAAGCGUUUGCAGUCAAAAUUGAUCAAGUCUGAUGGCGGUAGAUAACAGUAUGUUCUUUGUCAUGACACACACUAUUUUACAGAGAGCUGUAAAUCAGAAGCCAGCGACAGACCAGAGUUCAUAUCUUCUUGCUUUAGAUUCUAUGCAAAAAAAAAACUCAUGAUCCGAACACAACACACAAGCAGUAAAAACCAUUUGUACUGGCUUCCACCCAGUUCUUCCUGAACUUGUCUUUCUGAAUGAUGUUUUUCUUUCAUCAGUAUGUGCCCUUAAAUACAAAAGUGUGAAAAGAAGAGAAUGAUGUGAAAUGGGGGGGGGGUGAAGAUUAUAUAUUGGGGGUCAUUUUUCUACUGUACUGCAAUGCAAAUAAUCCUGUGCUUUCAUAGCUUUUCAUUGCUAAAGAUUUCUACUUAAAUGGACAGUGAGGACCUUGCAUUCCCAGGCUGGUCCUAUCCCAUACUACAAAGAGUAGAAAACUGUAUCGUCUUUUGUGAGUAAGAAUAGCUGCAUCUAAACCACACUCAAUGAUUUCCAUCUUUACUUGAAACACUGCAGUGCUCUUUCAGCGGAAAGGAAACUUGGGGAAAGCCUUUCGUUACGUUAAGUCUGCUGUUCUCUGUUGGUGACCUAUAUCUGUUGUUCAGAACCAGUGCCUUGGGCCAUGUAGUAGAAAGGUGAGAAACCUCAAUCAUCGUCGAAGCAGGGAUUCUGAGUUUCCUCAUUCGCCUUCAUAACUUUCUGGUGUCUUGUUUGCAGAAAUGAAGCAGCCUUUGUCUAGUUAGAGGCUUUUCAUGUGCUGGAAGCAGAACUGAUUGUUGGUGAACAGAAAUAACCUUUAAACACAUUGCUAAAUGAAGAGGUUUUUUUUUUGGGGGGGGGGGGGGGUAGUGUGAUGAAAUGUACCUUAUUUUUGUACAUUGAAUACAGAUUUGACUGAGUACCCUGCUUUUCUCCCCCAAAAGAACCAUAGAGUGUGUUGGUUUUUUUUUUUUUUUUUUUUUUUUUUGAAUGCUUGGUACAGUACUUUUCAUCUCUGGGACCUAUUUUGUUGUAGUUUAUAAACUAUAUAUAAAUAAUAUAUGUAUAUUGUAUAAUAUGUAAAGUUUUUUUAUAGAUUA
Messenger RNA from Brienomyrus brachyistius, 4580 nucleotides. RefSeq names its product chromodomain Y-like protein. NCBI's taxonomy places the organism in Eukaryota, Metazoa, Chordata, Actinopteri, Osteoglossiformes, Mormyridae. The record is from RefSeq and is a predicted model, not a curated record. The transcript has 7 exons. Gene Ontology annotation, cellular component: nucleus. The coding region runs from base 403 to 2103 and encodes 566 amino acids. Gene Ontology annotation, molecular function: transcription corepressor activity.